UUAAGUAAGUGACUGACUGAACUCUGUCAUCGAUCGCUUGCCGACCACUUACUUGCUUGUUAUUUCCCUACCUGUCCAAGUCCCGACUCGUUCCGGGAAGCUUUUUUUUUUUUUUUGCCGAAGCGGCGACCACCGUGUUUGGACUUUUUUUUUUUUUGGGUGUUUGCUCCUCCCUCCUUCCCGGACUCCUUGGUCACUGGGUGCCCCCGCUGAGCGCCCGCUUGGACUUUGGCACUGGUUUCGUAUUCUAUGUCUACCAAGAUGGAGACUACCUUCUACGACGACGCGCUGAGCACUGCCUUCGGACAGCCCGAGGCGAACGGCUACGGAUACAACCCCAAAGCCCUGAAGCACAGCCUGACUCUGAACCUGGCCGACCCCGCCAGCUCCCUGAAGCCCCACCUGCGCGCCAAGGCCAGCGACCUGCUCACCUCCCCGGACGUGGGACUCCUCAAGCUGGCUUCUCCGGAGCUCGAGCGGCUCAUCAUCCAGUCCAGCAACGGCAUGAUCACCACCACGCCGACGCCUACCCAGUUCCUGUACCCCAAGAAUGUCACGGACGAGCAGGAGGGCUUCGCCGAGGGGUUCGUGCGGGCACUGGCUGAGCUCCAUCACCAGAACAUGCCGGGGAGCGCCCCCGCGGCUCCUCCUCCUCCGACGAGCGGCAACAGUGGCAGCAGCCCCCCGACGUUCAGCGCCGGCCUGGAGCCCCCGGUCUAUGCCAACCUGAGCACCUUCAAUCCCGGUACCAUGGGCACGUCGGUGGCAGCAGCGGCGGCGGCUCCCGCCUACACCUACGGCCCGGCCCCCCACAUGACGCCCCAGCUGCCGAUGCCGCACCCGAGGCUGCAGGCGCUCAAGGAGGAGCCCCAAACGGUGCCAGAGAUGCCGGGCGAGACUCCUCCGCUGUCGCCCAUUGACAUGGAGAGCCAGGAGCGCAUCAAGGCCGAAAGGAAGCGCAUGCGGAACCGCAUCGCCGCCUCCAAGUGCCGCAAGAGGAAGCUGGAGAGGAUCUCCCGGCUGGAGGACAAGGUGAAGACCCUCAAGUCGCAGAACUCCGAGCUGGCGUCCACGGCCAACAUGCUGCGGGAGCAAGUGGCGCAGCUCAAGCAGAAGGUCAUGAACCACGUCAACAGCGGCUGUCAGCUCAUGCUCACGCAGCAGCUGCAGACCUUCUGAGCGACGGCCGCCGACAGCCGGAUGGGGGGGAUCGAUCGAUCCACCGGCCAGUCAAUCGCACGACGAUGAAGAAGAAGAAGAAGAGGAGAAGAGAGAGAGUGAGCGAGCAGGCGCGCUCCCGACAGUGCCCCGGCGCGCGCACCACCCGAAGAGUGCGCCUUCACAAAGUUGUGCCGGUGUGCCGCGGCUCCCGGGGGGAUUCGACGGUUAGAGAGGGGGGUGUGCGGAGGUGCGAUCCCACCCGAGGGCACCGCUUCCUGCUUUGUUUUUGUUUUGUUUUCUUCAGAGACGCAGACAUUUCUCGUUUCACUUUUGACCAACUUUUUUUUGUAUGGGACGGACUUUUUGAAAGCUCAACUUGCGCAGUAUUAACGAGACUGGGGGGGAGUCCCGACGGGCCCAUAUUAUUUUUUUUUUUUGGGGGGGGGGGGGGCUUUUCUGGAGAAGGAAGGAAGUUCAGCGAAGCUGCCUGUCAUGAACCGAAAUGUACAGAUUACGUUUGUUUUUUAUGGAAGUUGUUGAAAACAGCUUUAAAACUUUGUAAGUUUAUUUGUUUUCUAAAUGGGCCAACUGCCCGCGUAUUUGUGAAGAAGACGACUGAGGACUCUUAGGUUACCAUUUGUAAUACAAAUAUCAGUUUUUUAUGUUCGUUUUUGGACAAUUUCAGACACAAAUCAAGUAUAUUUAAGCAAUGCAUUAAUAAAAGCAAACUCAAGUGCA
Molecule: messenger RNA, 1899 nt
Organism: Erpetoichthys calabaricus (reedfish)
Lineage: Eukaryota; Metazoa; Chordata; Cladistia; Polypteriformes; Polypteridae
Gene: jun
Product: Jun proto-oncogene, AP-1 transcription factor subunit
Exons: 1
Coding region: 250-1179 (309 amino acids)
Biological process (GO): regulation of cell cycle; regulation of transcription by RNA polymerase II; regulation of cell population proliferation
Cellular component (GO): transcription regulator complex
Molecular function (GO): RNA polymerase II cis-regulatory region sequence-specific DNA binding; transcription factor binding; DNA-binding transcription factor activity, RNA polymerase II-specific
Source: RefSeq, a predicted model, not a curated record